Molecule: messenger RNA, 548 nt
Organism: Olea europaea var. sylvestris
Lineage: Eukaryota; Viridiplantae; Streptophyta; Magnoliopsida; Lamiales; Oleaceae
Product: protein SPIRAL1-like 1
Exons: 3
Coding region: 103-414 (103 amino acids)
Biological process (GO): cortical microtubule organization
Cellular component (GO): cortical microtubule, transverse to long axis
Source: RefSeq, a predicted model, not a curated record
AUCCUAUUACUAUUCAAAUCAUUUGAAAAAUAUCCUUUCCCUUUCUCUCUUGCUGUAAUAUAUUUCGUCCUUUGGAUUUAAUCCACAGCAGAAAAAGAGAGAAUGGGUCGUGGAGUCAGUGCUGGUGGGGGACAAAGUUCCUUGGGAUAUCUUUUUGGAGGUGGAGAGACCCCUAAUGCUCCCCCCAAGGGCUCAAACAACGGGAGUUCUCCUAAGCCUUCUGUUACUCCCCAAUCUGUGGAUAACAGUAAGCAGACUCCUGCAGGCAUACCUGGUAACACCAUAAACAACUACCUUCGAGCAGAUGGACAGAAUUGUGGCAACUUUCUAACGGAACGCCCUUCGACCAAGGUCCAUGCUGCACCUGGUGGUGGCUCUUCCUUGGGUUACUUAUUUGGUGAUGGCAGCAAAUGAUGCCCUCAUUCUUGAAAGUGGUUUGAUUGCUUCAACGAAUGCUUAGAAUGUUUGGUCUGUGUGGUUGCUUUAUUGAAUUUUGUUACUGGGUGUAAUCAUCAAAAAAACAAGCAAGACAAGUAUUAAGUGCUAUA